Messenger RNA from Eublepharis macularius, 2877 nucleotides. RefSeq names its product xylulokinase (gene XYLB). The record is from RefSeq and is a predicted model, not a curated record. The coding region runs from base 192 to 1787 and encodes 531 amino acids. Lineage: Eukaryota; Metazoa; Chordata; Lepidosauria; Squamata; Eublepharidae. Gene Ontology annotation, molecular function: D-xylulokinase activity. Gene Ontology annotation, cellular component: cytosol. The transcript is spliced from 19 exons. Gene Ontology annotation, biological process: D-xylose metabolic process; xylulose metabolic process.
CGCGACAAGGCCGGCGGCCCUGAGGCCUUCUGGGGCGCCGCUGGGUUAAUAGCCGGCCGGGCUUGGGUGAUGAUUACCCGUCGCUGAGGGAGGGAGGCGGGCAGGGAGCGCGGGCGAGGGGCGAGCUGGGCCGCGGCGCCUGAGGAGGAGGAAGAGGCCGGCUCGGCUGCCUUCCCUCUCUCCCCGCCGCCAUGGCCGCGCCUUCCGAGGCCUACUACUUGGGCUUCGACUUCAGCACUCAGCAGCUAAAAGUCAUUGCAAUCAAUGAACAACUGAGAGUCAUCCACGAGAACCAUGUUAAUUUUGACAAAGAGCUUCCAGAAUUUGGCACGCAAGGUGGUGUCAACAUUCACAAGGACAGGCUGACGGUAACUUCUCCUGUAUUAAUGUGGAUCAAAGCCCUGGAUAUAGUCUUGGAAAAGAUGAAAUCUUCCAGAUUUAACUUCUCUAGAGUCAAAGCUUUGUCUGGAGCUGGACAGCAGCAUGGGAGCGUCUAUUGGAAUGACGGAGCAAACUUGAUUUUACAGAAUUUGCCAUCCGAUGUCCCUUUACAUCAGUCACUGAAGACUUGCUUUUCUGUCAACAAUAGCCCUGUUUGGAUGGAUUCCAGCACGAGUGACCAGUGCGCCGCUCUAGAAGAAGCUGUUGGAGGUGCUCAGAAGCUCGCAGAUGUUACUGGCUCACGGGCCUACGAGCGUUUUACAGGAAACCAGAUAGCGAAGAUUUACAGCCAGAACCCCGAGGUCUACGCACAGACUGAGAGGAUCUCUUUGGUCAGUAGCUUUGCGGCCUCCUUGUUUCUUGGGGCUUACGCUCGCAUUGAUUACAGUGAUGGUUCCGGCAUGAAUUUACUGCACAUCCGUGAGAAAAUAUGGAGUCCGCUCUGCCUUGAGGCUUGUGCCCCUGGAUUAGAAAAAAAGUUGGGCAAUCCUGUGCCGUGCAGCAGAAUACUGGGCUCUGUUUCGCCGUAUUACGUUAAGCGCUAUGGUUUCAAUCCUAACUGCAAAGUUGUAGCCUUCACUGGCGACAAUCCAGCAUCUCUGGUAGGAAUGAGGCUUGGAGAAGGGGACGUUGCAAUUAGCCUUGGCACGAGUGAUACAUUGUUUCUUUGGAUCAGAGAACCAAAGCCUGCUUUAGAUGGCCACAUCCUUUGCAGUCCAGCCGAUACAAAUGCCUACAUGGCCCUAUUGUGUUUUAAGAAUGGUUCUUUGAUGAGAGAGAAGAUCCGAGAUGAGCUUGCCUCUGGUUCCUGGGAAGAAUUCUCCAAAGCGUUAACAUCGACGCCUGUUGGAAAUAAUGGAAACAUUGGUUUUUAUUUUGAUGUGAUGGAGAUUGUGCCCGAAGCUGUGGGAAUUCACCGAUUUGACUCGCAGAACAACAGCGUCCCAUCAUUUCCCAAGGAAGUGGAGAUACGAGCCUUGAUAGAGGGACAGUUCAUGGUCAAACGGUUUCACGCGGAAAAGCUGGGAUAUAAAAUCCUGCCAACAACCAGAAUUCUAGCUACUGGUGGGGCAUCCUACAAUAAAGAAAUCUUACAGGUCCUGUCUGAUGUGUUCAGUGCUCCGGUUUACACUAUUGACACUGCUAAUUCGGCCUGUUUAGGUUCUGCUUACAGAGCAAUUCAUGGACUCGUGGCAGAGACAAACGUGUCCUUGGCCGACGUCGUGAAAUUAGCACCAGGACCCAGAUUAGUUGCUACUCCAGCAACUGGCGUGGCUCAGGUCUACCAACCCCUCCUUAAAAGAUACAUGGUACUUGAACAACAAGUGCUGAGUGAGCCAAAGUAAUAUCACGUGGGAAGCAAACAAAAGAAUCAAACCACUGCCUCCAUUGAAUGAAACGCAAAUUGAAGAGCAAAAGAAAUGGUAUACAUAGUGACAUAUUUCUGAGUUUUUGUACUUGAAACGGAGAGAUUGUACUUUGAUAUUUUAUAAGAUCUGGGUAAUAAAUGUUUGUCGAUUUUAUCUCUUUCUCGACCCUGAAAGGUCAUCCGAUAUUUGUAAUUCUAUUUGCCUUUCCAUGCCAUCUUUUUCUUGGAAAGUGGAAAGGAAUUCUUGAUCCACAUUGUGCGUGCUGGACUGCACAAUUUGUUACCCACCGAGGCAAACCAGCCUACCAACCGCGUAUUAAGACCUGCCACAGGCUUGAUAAUUCAGGCAAGAUAAUCAGGCUUUGUUUUUUAUUCAUUGAUUCUCUAGCCAGACACGCAGCAUGGUUGGUAAGUAGCGUUCACAAGAUGGGCAGGCCUGCUCUAUAUCCUAUAUAUCUAUCCUCUAUCUAGAUCCACGGCUUUGUGUAUCCUGCGUUCAUACAAGUUCACCAUGCAAGUGUGGAACCCAACAUUUUAAGAAUCUCAGCAUGCUGGUUCAAAGUACUGCUGUACAAAAAACAGCUCCCAAAUAUACCAACAGUGACAAGUGAAAGCUUCAUAUACCUAUAUUACUAACCCCUUAAAACGACUAGGCUUUCUCCCCAGAGAAUUCUAGGAAUUUUGUUUUGGAACUCUUGAAAUUCUCUAUGAUACAUAAAAUAUCACACAUCCACAGCCCACACAAUUUUUUUUGCGAAAGUAAGUUCUCUGGGGAGAAAGUGAGAACCAUUAAAUGUAUGUCUGUCUGUAGUACAGAGAGAGACUCUCAUAAGCUAGCUGGGAAAUGAGCAGGAUUCAAGAGAUUGCUGUGGUGGGUUUAAUGUGCUCCGUGGGUACUUCACCUUUUUAUUCCCUUUCUGCUCACUCUUGGAUCCAAAGGGUCUCCUAACCCAAGUCUGUAUAGUGUUUCUUCUCAACAUUCCUUCCUUUCUGUUACGUGGUUCCUUGUUAAAAACGAAGGGGAAAAUAAACUGAAUUGUGGAUACAGAAUAAAUAUAAGCGAAUGA